Molecule: messenger RNA, 2340 nt
Organism: Juglans microcarpa x Juglans regia
Lineage: Eukaryota; Viridiplantae; Streptophyta; Magnoliopsida; Fagales; Juglandaceae
Product: MACPF domain-containing protein At4g24290-like
Exons: 8
Coding region: 397-2199 (600 amino acids)
Biological process (GO): regulation of salicylic acid mediated signaling pathway; plant-type hypersensitive response
Cellular component (GO): plasma membrane
Source: RefSeq, a predicted model, not a curated record
CCCCCUCCCUCCCUCUUUCAUCACUCACUCUUUCGCUCGCUCGUGCUUUCCGCACGUUUCUCACUUUGUGAGAUUCCAGUUUCUCUCUCUUUAAAAUCAUCUCCGAAUUUCCAGACCUCAAGCUAGGGACUUCAAGCUUCGUAAUGCGAUUUGGUGAAGUUUCGGAUCGAGGAGCUUCGUUUCCUCCCCGACUUUGUGUCAGCUUCGCUGAAAUUUUUUGCCUUUGUUUCUUGCUGAAGACUCGCUCAGACAACUGAUUGACGUUCCUGCUUCAGUCACAUGCAUGAACAAAUUUAUGCAAUUUGUUUAAAAUUUGAGCUCAACCUGCAUUUACCUUGAUCGAGUAGAUUUUGCAUCUGGUUCAAGUGGAGAAGAAGAAGAGUGAUGAUAGAGUAAAUGGCGCUUAAGGUUCCAGCUCCUGAAGCUGUUGAAAUAGCAAUCGGGUCGAUCGGGCGUGGAUAUGAUAUAUCAGAAGAUAUAAGGCUCAAGUAUUGCAAAGGAGAUUCGAGGCAUUCACCGUUGAUUGAGAUCGACGGAGAUGGGGGCCGUGAGAUUGUUUUGCCUGGUGGAAUUUUGAUCCCAAACGUUUCCAAAUCGAUAAAAUGUGAUAAAGGGGAACGCACACGGUUCCGGUCCGACGUCCUCUCUUUCCAACAGAUGUCAGAACAGUUCAACCAGGAAGUAAAUUUGACUGGAAAAAUUCCUUCGGGCUUCUUCAAUGCCAUGUUUGAAUUCUCGGGUUGUUGGCAGAAAGAUGCAGCCAACACUAAGACCCUCGCUUUUGAUGGGGUGUUCAUCACGCUCUACACAGUUGCAUUGGAGAAAUCUCAGCUGGUACUCUGUGAUCAUGUUAAGAAAGCUGUCCCACCAUCGUGGGAACCUGCUGCCCUGGCAAGGUUUAUUUACACAUUUGGUACCCAUAUUAUUGUUGGUGUAAAGAUGGGAGGGAAGGAUGUAAUAUACAUGAAGCAGCAGCAUUCAUCAACUCUUCAACCUGCUGAUGUACAAAAAAGAUUGAAGGAGAUGGCAGAUAAAAGGUUUUUAAAUGCCAAUGGACAAAAUGGCAUGGCUUCUGAACGAGUUUACCAGAGUGAAAAGGUUGAAAUCAGAGAGCAGCGGCUGAGGUUUGCAGAUAUCAGUCCAUCAAGUACUUAUUCACACAAGGAGGAUAUUCUAAGCAUUUGCAAGAGGAGAGGUGGAAGUGAUAGUAGACACCUAUCUCAUGAUGAGUGGUUACAAACUGUCCAGUCCGAGCCUGAUGCGAUCUCGAUGUCAUUUAUCCCAGUCACCUCUUUGUUGAAUGGAGUCCCAGGGAGUGGAUUCUUGAGCCAUGCCAUAAAUCUUUAUUUACGAUAUAAACCUCCAAUUGAAGAGCUCCACCAAUUUUUGGAAUUUCAACUGCCAAGGCAAUGGGCACCUGUGUUCAGUGACCUUCCACUUGGUCCACAAAGAAAACAGAAGAGCAGCCCAUCUUUGCAAUUUAGCUUAAUGGGACCCAAGCUUUAUGUGAACACCACACCAGUUGAUGUUGGUAAGAAGCCAGUGACUGGUCUUCGGCUUUAUCUAGAAGGUAAAAGUAGUAACCUCCUGGCUAUCCACUUACAGCACCUCUCAUCUCUUCCCAAAAUCAUCCAACUCGUGGAUGAUCCAAGUGGUGAUUUCUGCCAAGAGUCCUUUAAUCGUAGGUACUAUGAGAAAGUUCAAUGGAAGAGCUUCUCUCAUGUCUGCACUGCUCCGAUGGAGUCUGAUGAGGAUCUGUCAAUAGUAACUGGAGCCCAAUUACAGGUUGAAAACCAUGGCUUUAAAAACAUUCUUUUCUUGAGACUCCGCUUCUCGACAGUCUUGGGAGCUAUGAUUGUGAAACAUCCCGAGUGGGAUGGAUCUCCAGGGUUAGCUCCAAAGUCGGGACUUAUAUCAACACUGAUCAGCCAUCAUUUCACAACGGUUCAGAAGGCACCUCCACGACCAGCCGAUGUGAACAUAAACUCAGCUGUUUACCCUGGAGGCCCUCCAGUGCCUGUCCAAGCGCCUAAACUUCUGAAAUUUGUUGAUACAACAGAAAUGGUGAGGGGGCCGCAGGAAAGUCCAGGUUAUUGGGUUGUGUCGGGGGCUAGGCUUGUGGUUGAGAAGGGCAGGAUUUCUCUCCGGGUUAAGUAUUCUCUAGUGACUGUAAUAUUACCUGACGAAGAAGAAAAAUGAGACGAAGGUGGGGAGUUACGUUGAAGUAUAGGUAGCAACUCCAUCUAUGUGGAUGGGGUUGUUAAAAUGGAGGGACAAACACUAAAGUAAAAGUCAACCAACUAUCUGAAUGAGAUGCCUUUUUUGUUAUUAUUGUGAGGG